GAAAUGGCUGCCGCGUCUACCCGUGCGUGAACGGUCUCAGCCAAGGAGGCGUGAAGCCGGGUCGCAGCGAUUAGUGCGUACAGCUUCCACCAGUGGAAGGUGGAUUUCGGCUCCGCUGAGCUUGAACACGAACCUCAGCCUUCCGCAUCCCCCACCCGGGCUCAGGCCCAUCUGAAACAGUACCUAAAACUACAGUCUAGCUUCAAGCAUCAAAUUACGUGGCACUUGAGAAACAUGUUUCCCUGACGGUGAUCCUGCAGCAGAAGGAUCCUAGCCUGGGCUUUAGACGCUUGCCAGCACUCCAUGGCCCUCACGAUGCUGAACGGUCUACUUAUUAAGGACUCCAGCCCACCCAUGCUGCACCAGAUUAGCAAGACUCCUCAGCUGGAUGCCUUCAACUACCAAAGCUGCUUCAUGCAAGACCUCUUCGCUCACUUCCCUGAGGUCUUAUUCAUACACCGGACCUAUAACCCCAGAGGCAAGGUGUUAUACACCUUCCUGGUGGAUGGACCCCGGGUCCAGGUUGAGGGUCCUCUUGCCAGAGCUGUGUACUUUGCCAUCCCUACCAAUGAAGAUGCCAGAGGCCUGGCCCAGAUGUUCCAGGUGUUCAAAAAGUUUAACCCAGCAUGGGAGAGGGUCACCACCAUCCUGGUGGACCCCCACUUCCUCCUGCUGCCCACUCUGACCAUGGAGUUCCCCACCGCUGAGGUCUUGCUCUCCGCCUUCCACAUCUGUAAGUUCCUCCAGGGUAAAUUCUAUCAGCUGUCCCUAGAGCAGUCUGUGCAGAGGGUGCUUCUGUCCUCCCUGCAGAGCACAAUGUGCUCCGCCACCGCUGGCAACCUGAGGAAGCUCUACACACUCCUGAGUGACUGCAUCCCCUCCAGCAGGCUGCCCGAGCUACACUCCCACUGGCUGCUCAAUGACCGCAUCUGGCUGGCCCACCGCUGGAGAAGCCGAGCCCAGAGCAACCGAUACUUCCAGAGUCUGGAGGUCACAGCCCACAUCCUCAGCCAGUUUUUUGGCACCACCCCUUUUGAGAAACAAGGCAUGGCAUCUGUGUUCCGAUACAUGCAGCAGAACUCUUCAGACAAAGCCAGCCUCAGCCUGGCAGAGAGUCCCCAGGACAGUCACACUCCUUCAGAGGCCAGCCCUGAAAACCCCAACACAGAGCAGUUGGUGGAAGCCCGUAUCCAGCACUCCCUCAAUGCCAUCUGCACAGGGCCAGCUGCCCAACUCUGCCUGGGCGAGCUCGCCGUAGUCCAGAAAUCCAUGCACCUCAUUGGCUCUGGCUCAGAAAAAAUGAACAUACAGAUUCUGGAGGACACGCACAAUGUCCAGCCCCAGUCCCCCGCCAGCUGCAGCUGCUACUUUAACCAAGCCUUCCACCUGCCCUGCCGCCACAUCCUGGCCAUGCUCAGUGCCCGCCAGCAGGUGCUCCAGCCCGACAUGCUGCAGGCUCAGUGGACCUCAGGCUGUGCCACCAGUCUAGACAGUAUCCUGAGCAGCAAGUGGAGUGCCAGCCUGGAUAAGCACCUGGCGGUGACCCUCCUCACUGAGGAGGUAGGUCGUCUCUUACAGCACUGCAGUGAGGAGGAGUUCGAGUGUCGCUACAGCACCCUGCGGGAACUAGCCGACAGCUGGAUCGGCCCUUACGAGCAGGUCCAGCUGUAAUCACAGGGACACACCCAGUACUGGGGACUGAACCCAGAGGAGGACAAGUGUUAGGCAGGUACUCUACUACUGCCGCUCUCUAUUGCUUCCUCUCAGAUAGCCUCUCACUAGGUUGCCCAGGCUUCCUCUUGAACUCACUCUGUAGACAGGCUGGCUUUGAACAUGUGAACCUCCUAACUAGCCUGCUAAGUAAGUGGGAUUACAAGCCUGUGUCAGUAGACCCAACUUCUGAUUGUGUUUGUGCCCUGAAAUGUUCACCUACAUAGGAGCACUCCCUUCCUUCCCUCUGCACAUGCUCUGUGCUUCCUUCCAAGUUUCUCCUCUGCUCCAGCCGAUUGUCUAGAAUGUGUCAGGCUCCAUAGGACAGAAGUCAGGAAAUCUUUUCUGUUAAGGACUCAGUAGUAAAUAUUACAGGCUUUGAUGACCAAAUACAGUCUCUGCUGUGCAUUCUGGCUUCAGUUUUGGCAACUUUUUCAUAAGGAAAAAUGAUUUGUAGCUCAAGAAAUUUCUGGAAACAGGUGAUAGUGAAAUAAGAGAAAAUAAUGAGUGAUGAGGCUGAAGGGUCUGUGUCGGUACCUCCUGCUCAGUCACAGGAGUCACCUGACACUGGCCCUGGAGCCUUCCCACAAAGGAAGAGGCUACUUUGGUGAGGUUGCCAAGUGUCUCAGUUUUCCUGUCCCACUCUAGGAUCAAUAAAGUGAAUGUUGUCCCCACA
Grammomys surdaster is the source of this 2386-nucleotide messenger RNA. It is a transcript of the gene Zswim1, whose product is annotated as zinc finger SWIM-type containing 1. The transcript is spliced from 2 exons. NCBI's taxonomy places the organism in Eukaryota, Metazoa, Chordata, Mammalia, Rodentia, Muridae. The coding region runs from base 304 to 1671 and encodes 455 amino acids. The record is from RefSeq and is a predicted model, not a curated record. Gene Ontology annotation, molecular function: zinc ion binding.